AUGUCUGUCGAGCUGGACCCCGUCGAGCUCGGUUUCAAGCGCCCCUUCACCCACGAGGUUGCUCAGGUUUUGCGUCUGUACAACAAGAACUCCGACCCUGUCGCUUUCAAGGUCAAGACCACUGCCCCCAAACAGUCCGCCUCCCUGCUCCGCCAUCCAUACCUCAAAACUAAAUGCUCUCCAGANUACUGUGUUAGACCCAACUCUGGCCGCAUUGAACCUGGCCAGGAUGUCGAAGUUCAAGUCCUGUUACAAGCCAUGAGAGAGGACCCUCCCCUCGACGCAAAGUGCAGAGACAAGUUCCUCGUCCAAUCCGUCGCCAUCUCGGCCGACAAGGAAUACCCCAACGUCUCCCAAAUCCAAACAGCAAAGUCAUCGAUCCAAGAAAAGAAGAUUCGCGUUGUCUUCCUGCCUCCAGAGGGCGUUGCCCACUCUGAUGCUGGCGGCCACAUGGACGACUCAAUCGCUACCUUCAACUCCGCCAACUUCAACUCUGUCUCCCCUCAACCCCAGACCCCUCAACGAGGCGCCGACGUAGGAGCCGUGGGCGCCAUCUCUCGCCCGGAAGAACGUCCCAUUGACAACAAGCACCUUGGAGAUGCUGUCGAGUCAGCCAGAAACCCUGCUACCGACCGAAACACCACCUACUCCGACUCGUCGACCACUCAAAGCUUCAUGAACUCCAUUCCCUCGGCCGACGAUGUGAAAGCCAAGCUUGCAGAAGCUCAAGCCACCAUUGCACGAAUGAGCCAGGAAAGAGACGAACAAGGAUUGCGCCAGAGAAAGACCGAUGCAGUCAACCAAGAUGCUAAGGAGAGAAUUUCUGCCGGAACAACCGGUCUGGGUGUGCAGAAGGCUCCUGCUGGAGGUGUUCCUGUCCAAGUCGUUGCCGGACUUUGCCUCUUGUGUUUCUUGAUCGCCUAUUUCUUCUUCUAG
Molecule: messenger RNA, 936 nt
Organism: Aureobasidium vineae
Lineage: Eukaryota; Fungi; Ascomycota; Dothideomycetes; Dothideales; Saccotheciaceae
Source: the annotation of a GenBank genome assembly